Megachile rotundata (alfalfa leafcutting bee) is the source of this 1504-nucleotide messenger RNA. RefSeq lists its product as uncharacterized. Lineage: Eukaryota; Metazoa; Arthropoda; Insecta; Hymenoptera; Megachilidae. The record is from RefSeq and is a predicted model, not a curated record.
UGUUCCGAAUAAUCAUCGUGAAAGUAAUGUAUUAUUAAAGAAAGCAGUAGAUGAGUCGUUAGAUACCCACAUGUCCCAAAGAAAAAGCUUAGACAAACUCAAUUAGCAUAUUUUUAACGAUAGCUUAAAAACACACUUUCACGAGAUAAAUGAUGAGGGUAACCCGCAGGUACGUUUGAAUUUUGUCACACAGCUUUCACAGUUUCAUUUCAUUCUUGUUUCAAGCAUCGUCCAGCAACAAUGAAUCUCUUGAUUCUGGUUUUUUUAACCGUGAACGUUUGUUGGAAUGGUGAGUACUUACACUAAAUUAUAAAAUUAAUUAUUUACUCAAAGAAUCCAUUUGUCGACCCAGGAACCUGCAAAAGUAUAACAACUGACCAAACGAAUGUGAUUUCGAAUCCACUGGAAACAUCUACCACGAAAAGUAUCGAAAACCAAACGCAAAAGCAAAUUGCAUGGAAGAAUUUAGUACCAGAACAAAAUUCCUCGAUGAUACAAGAACUGAAACGAAUCGCGAACGUAAAGGUUGAUUCUCCGAACCGCAAAUCCAAGAUUUUAGGAAGCUUGGCUUUUCUAGCCGGUUUAAGUGUCAGUGAUUUAACAAGUGCACCGAACACAAAAACUAACACUAAAUUACCGCCUGUUGCUUUAAACGAAGCAUCCCGAAUUCCACCUCACAUCGCUGCGAUUUACAACCCUUACUCUUAUUUGACACACCCUUACAUAUUGUCCGCUCCUCUGAACUUUUAUCCCUUGUGGGACCCGCUGCGAUUGCUGUCUCUCAAUGGAAUGCAUAAUAAUUUCCAAACGUUACCAGAACGAUUGCAAAGUUUAAGUUCGUCGGAUAAAGCGACAGAUUUAAGCAAUGAUCAGUAUGUGGAUGAAGCUAUGAAAGUUGAAAAAGUGAAAGCUUCGAGCGAGACCGGUGACAAUAUGGAGGAGGGCGAAUUUGAUGUUGAAGUUGAUCGAACUAUGGAAGAUAAGAUGAUGACUCCUGACACUGCAUGCAGCGCACAGAAGAAAGUCAACAUGGCCGCUUUCAACGAGCUCGAGGAUGAUUCUAAACAAAAUACUCAUGCUAAUAUAAAUGCUACUUCAAGUAACACGACCGUAAACCCCAUUCAAAACUCGACGGGGAAUUAUAAUCACACCAGCUACCCGUUUUACGGCUAUUACGGUGGAUAUCCGCAAAAUAUAAACCACGUUGAUAUAACCACAGAAACGAACGAGUAUAAAUAUCACGAUUACGAGCACAUCAAUUACAAUCUACCUUCUUACGAUAAACCUAUUAAUUUCUAUUCGGAUCAAAGAUACAAUUAUUAUUCUGCCCCUCCUGGAGAUCCUUAUGUGUCAAAUCAAUUUCAGCAAGAACAGAUACCUGAAUAUUUUUCCAACGAUUUUAAGAGAUACCUGUACACUCCGGAUAAUUCACCGUCACUCUCGAAUCAUGGUUUCAGACCCAUAAUAUAAUAAAAUCAUUGUACUAUUUUUAAAUACGUGAAAC